Messenger RNA from Lycium barbarum (goji berry), 789 nucleotides. RefSeq lists its product as uncharacterized. Lineage: Eukaryota; Viridiplantae; Streptophyta; Magnoliopsida; Solanales; Solanaceae. The record is from RefSeq and is a predicted model, not a curated record. The transcript has 2 exons. Bases 1 to 789 code for a protein of 262 amino acids.
AUGAGGCAUAUAGGUCUCAACAACUUCAUUAAUAAGGUCAUCUCUAGAGUGGUGCAUAACAGGCUAGAUAGACUGUUACCAGCUGUGAUAUCUUCUAACCAAUCGGGAUUUGUCAAGGGCAGGAAUAUUAUUGAGAAUGUAUUGUUGACACAAGAAAUUGUUACAGACAUAAGGAAGAGAGGGAAGCCUGCUAAUUUUGUUAUUAAGUUGGAUAUCACAAAAGCAUAUGACAGAGCUUCAUGGCUAUAUCUCUGUAAGUCAGAUUUUAUAGGCCGUGGGAUGCCAAAGUGGAGUUCUGCAUUGAACCACCUUGCUUAUGCAGAUGAUACCAUCAUAUUCUCAUCUGCAGAGAGUAAUUCUUUGCAGGUGAUCAUGGAUACUCUUCAAGAGUAUGAAAGGAUAUCUGGACAGUUGAUAAACAAGAGGAAAAGUUCUUUCUAUAUGUUCAACAAGGUGUCAAAUCAAUUGAUUCAACAGGUGGAAAUAGUAACAGGAUUUGUGAGAGGUCAAUUCCCUUUUACAUAUCUUGGUUGUCCAAUUACUCAUGUAAGAAAGAGAAAAUUUGAUUAUACUGAUAUUUUGAAGAAAUUCAAAGACAAGUUGCAAACUUGGAAAGGGAAGAUGUUGUCUUAUGGUGGAAAAGCAGUAUUAAUCACUAGUGUUCUCCAAAGCAUUCGAAUCAAUAUACUAUCUGCUAUCAUGCCAUCAAAAUGUGUUAUAAAAGAGCUUCAUAAGAUCUUUGCAAAGAUCUUUUGGAAUAACAAGAAAGAGGGGAGAAGCAGACACUAG